AUGUCUUCCAGCGAAUCCAUCUACCUCUCUUCUGAAGACACUCUCGUCGAACGACCCUACGAAGAAACACCCUCCACUGAACCCUCCAUUCCUUUGACUCCCGAGAUGUCCAUAGUAGAAGAACGAUCCGUACCAUGGGACACAGACAAAGAACAAGCAGCGCGGGAAGCGGAAGAAGGGUUUAGCGAGUAUCUGGAAGGACUGGACAAGGACGAACGACGACAAGACGAGAUGAUCAGACUACUCACGGAGGACUUCAACAGACCUUCACCUUCCCGCUCUCCCUCUCCACCGCCCCUUGUCCGCACACAAAGCGAGGGGAUCAUAUUCCCCGAUAGAGAAACGUACCUGACGACUCCCGUCGCUUACAUGAUGGGGCUUAUCGAAGGCACGCCGAACACUGAAUUUGUGUCGGGACCAACACGACCGGAGGUACGAAGAGCAUUAGAGAUCUUAGAAGAGGAAAGGAGUUUUGUCCGACAUGCACAACGAGCCUUACAGAUCAGAGAGGGAACGCUCAUCGCCCGCAUUAAUGCAGGCGAGAGGAAGCUCAUAGGUCUAGACCAGACAACACCUCUUCAGGACACCUUUCAUCCCGCCGACGACAUCACCCCUGUUACCGAAUAUCACAUGCCGACCAUGGCUGUGGUAUCUCGUGCCUCGUCUUCGGCCUCAAAUGGAGCACCACUUCACCCAAUGCCGGGGGCUUAUCCCACGGAACGCGGCAGAGGAAGGGACGUCUAUAGGUUCGCACAACUAUCGCCUCGCUACCACGUCAUACCCGCACGACUGGGCUUAAUCUGCCCUUCUACCCGAACUCGACUUCCCCUUCCCUUCGUCGAGUAUGACUCCAGCGAGUCCGACACCCAGCCCAUCAUCCUCCGUCCUCGAGGUGCUUGA
This is a messenger RNA of Heterobasidion irregulare TC 32-1, 900 nucleotides long. RefSeq lists its product as uncharacterized. The coding region runs from base 1 to 900 and encodes 299 amino acids. The transcript has a single exon. The record is from RefSeq and is a predicted model, not a curated record. Lineage: Eukaryota; Fungi; Basidiomycota; Agaricomycetes; Russulales; Bondarzewiaceae.